Messenger RNA from Homalodisca vitripennis (glassy-winged sharpshooter), 378 nucleotides. Its product is annotated as PAN2-PAN3 deadenylation complex catalytic subunit PAN2-like. NCBI's taxonomy places the organism in Eukaryota, Metazoa, Arthropoda, Insecta, Hemiptera, Cicadellidae. The record is from RefSeq and is a predicted model, not a curated record. The coding region runs from base 31 to 378 and encodes 115 amino acids. Gene Ontology annotation, biological process: nuclear-transcribed mRNA poly(A) tail shortening. The transcript has 3 exons. Gene Ontology annotation, cellular component: P-body; PAN complex.
ACAAAAUUGCGGAAUCAGGUACCUUACAUCAUGAACAGCCGCAGCACAGCCCAGGAACAACGCAAGAAUGAAGAAAACAGCACAACGUUUGCGGUGAUCCCUAAGCGUUACCGAAAGCUUGACCUGAAGUACUCCAAGUCUGGGCUGGACGACCUGGACAUGGACCAAUACAACAAGACUCCGUUUAGCGGACUUGAAGCCACUCUGCCCAACUCGUACUGCAAACGCUAUGAUACAGGUGCUGUAUUUCCUGGAGCCUCUGAGGCAUGUGGUGCUCUCACAACCUCUGCCCACUCGGAGUUCUGCCUCUGCUGUGAACUGGCCUUCCUGUUCCGCAUGCUGGACGUGUCCCGGGGCCAACCUUGGUCACGCCGGUAA